This is a messenger RNA of Candoia aspera, 5334 nucleotides long. It is a transcript of the gene RNF44, whose product is annotated as ring finger protein 44. Gene Ontology annotation, molecular function: ubiquitin protein ligase activity. Gene Ontology annotation, biological process: protein ubiquitination. Bases 371 to 1702 code for a protein of 443 amino acids. NCBI's taxonomy places the organism in Eukaryota, Metazoa, Chordata, Lepidosauria, Squamata, Candoiidae. The transcript has 11 exons. The record is from RefSeq and is a predicted model, not a curated record.
GCGCUCUCAGGUCCGAAUGUUGUGAAUAAAAUGCGCCGUUUAUUACACCCCGGCGGCGCGGGCGGUUCUUAAAGGGCCAGAGACCUGGGGUCGUAGGCAUCUCCUUUACCUUGCCCAGCUCUGUUGGCAACCCAGAGAAGGUUGGAGCUUUCUGCAAGCAUUGAGGAAAACAAAGAAGCAACCGGAAACAGCCGUGGGGGGCGCGGGCACAGGGCCCAGAGCCGGCGCCCAGGAACAAGGAAAAAAGGAAUGCUUAUGUAGGGUGCAAUUGCACCCAGAGAAGCGGAGCAGACAGAUCCCAAAGAACCAGUGUGGAACUGUGUUUGGAGUGUGAGAUCCAGCAUCACCUUUUGCCUUGUGAACAUCCCCAAUGCGACCAUGGGAACUGGCAGUGAAUAGGCGGCCUCCUGUCCCAUUUGACCAGCAACGAUUCCCAGGGGAGAGCUGUGGCAGUCCAGCAUACCUCAGGAGAAGCCCUCCUUUCUGGCACCACUGGGGCCGACGUGAGCAACCUCUACAAACUCUCCUAGCCCAGGAUGAGAACUACUUGCACCCGGCUUUUUUCCAGCAGCAGCAGCCACAGCUACAAGUCUCUGUAGAUGAGCACCCAGCGUAUGUUCUGGCCACCACGCCACCACGAAUGCUUCACCCAGCGGCACACACAUCCCACCAGCAUCCAUUCAUGGUGGAUCUCCAUGAGCAGGUGCAUCAGGGGGCGGUCCCUCUCUCCUACACGGUGACCACAGUAACAACACAAGGCUUCCCCAUUCACACUGGCCAGCACAUCCCUGGUUGCAGUGCGCAGCAGCUCCCAGCAUGCUCAGUGAUGUUCAGCGGACAGCACUAUCCACUCUGCUGCCUCCCACCCCCUCUGAUCCAGGCCUGUGCCAUGCAGCAACUCCAUGUCUCUUAUCAAACAUUCCCACCACUCAUUUCCAGUGAUCAUUAUAUCCUGCACCCUCCACCACCUGUGCCACCACACCAGCCUCCACAUAUGGCAGCCCUCGGCCAGUUUGUCCCACUCCAGCCACAGCAUCCUCGCAUGCCACUUCAGAGGAUAGAAAAUGAGGUGGAGCUUCGGGGUGAACAGCACUCAAUGGGAGGCUUCUCGUAUUCUCCUUCCCACCAUACUCCUGCCUUGUCCCCCUCUGUACCAUUGUAUCUUCCACACACACAUGACCCACUUCACCAAGAACUGCCGUUUGGAGUGCCAUAUCCACAUAUGAUGCCCCGGCGGCUGAAUUCCCAGCGCUACAGAUUGCAGCAACCACUGCCUCCCCCACCACCUCCUCCACCUCCAUACUACCCAAGCUUCCUGCCAUACUUCCUUUCAAUGCUUCCUGUAUCACCAACAGCUGUGGGGCCCACAAUCAGUUUGGACUUGGAUGUGGAUGAUGUAGAGAUGGAAAACUAUGAGGCAUUACUGAAUUUAGCUGAAAGACUAGGGGAAGCCAAGCCACGGGGACUCACCAAAGCAGAUAUUGAGCACCUUCCAUCCUACCGCUUCAACCCAGAGAGCCAUCAGUCCGAGCAAACCUUGUGUGUGGUGUGCUUCAGUGACUUUGAAAUCAGGCAGCUGCUGCGAGUUCUGCCCUGCAACCACGAGUUCCAUGCUAAGUGCAUUGACAAAUGGUUAAAGGCAAACCGCACAUGCCCCAUCUGCCGAGCAGAUGCUUCAGAAGUGCAUCGGGAGGCCGAAUGAGGUUCAUCAAUGCACUGCUGCACAAAUUUACUCCAGGAUACGGACCUUGGACCAGAGGCAUGGGCCAGCCUGUAUGCUUAGCCUCUGAGGCCUCUCCUGGGAUGCGGUGAGAACAUAAGCAAUGUAUGACACUCCCUCCCCCUCACCCCAUGGCAUGGACUGGGCCUGGUGGUUGAGCCAGCUCUGCGGUGUCAUGCUUUGUAGGGGGAGGUAUCCCCACCUGCUCUGCACUCCAAAGACUCUCCAUCCUUGCACCAUUAUUUUCCAGGUGUUUGCAUUCCUUCUUGGUUUGGGGUUUUCCUUUCCUAUUUGGUUUUGUGGCUGUGUGACCCAGAUUUUUAUCCAAAUUCAUUCCUUUCUGGCAGAGCCAGAUUUGGGGGCCUUGAAAGCAGAACAGCUCCAGGGGAGAGGGGAAGAAGUGCCUGCUUCAACCCCACCACCUGCUUGCCUAGAGUACAGUGUUGCAAGGUAGUCAGUAGCGGGGAGGACGUUGGUUGCAACACUGAUGUAAGCCACUUGAGGCCUUGCCAAAAACAUCUGUGGCUGUCUCCACACAAAUCACAGCCCAGGACCACCCUGUGUUUUUCCCUACACAUGCACAGAAUUGUCCCACCAGCAUCUCGGACUCUCCCUUCCCUUGCAUGCCUGCAGUCUUGGGUGGAGUUCAGGGUUGUUCUCACAAGUUGCACAGUGAGGUAAAGAAAAAUGGGCCUAAACUAAGUCCAGCAAUAUUCUGCUGCAAGGCAGUUUUGGGGGAAAGACCCAUUUCCCCCCAGGAAGCUCAGAGGAGAGGAGGAGUAUACAAGUGAAAAUCCCUGCAAUAAAACAGCCGGCUCUGUUUAUUACAUACUUAAUGAGAUGGAGGCUUGUGGCUUGUGUUCUGAGACAUAGAAUCAUGUAAUAAUUGAUAUGUCUUCCUUUUAUUUUCCCUUUGCACACUCAGACCCCAGGUAAUUGUCCUAGAACCCUUAUUUGGGUUCCUAUUCAUUCUUGGAACCCAUCUCCAGAAACCAUCUCUCCUCCCUCCAGUUUUGAGUAUCCCCAGGAGACUGCUUGCAUGUGCUCUCCCCUCAUGUAGGGGAGGGAGAGAUGCUCAGCAGACUGAGGCAGAAGCCUUCAGCCACCCCUUCAUCAGUUCUCUGUCCUGACUCCAGGCUAAGCCCUGAGAGUUGUUGGGCAGCUGCAGAGCGCUCAGUGGUAGGAUCCUGGGCAGAGAGCAGAUGGGAAUUAUUUAUCUUACUGUUUACCCUUGCACUAGCUGUCAUGGAGAAGGCCUUUCUGGUGAUCACUCCUCCCUCCAUGAGGCUGUAUGCAGUGCUGCAUCAGCUUUCGAAGGACCAGGCAUGACUUUUCAUCCUACCUUUUUCUCUCACCCUUUCAGUUUUUUCCCCUCAACAACCCCCUCCCUUUCCCUUUUACAUUUGGCCUACUGAUGCUCAUCUUGAUGAGUUUUUCUGUAUGGCCUGAUGCUUGCGUGCUUGGUCAGGAACCAUGGGCAAUUUGGCCAUGACAAGCUGUGUGCCUUCCUGUGUCUGCACACACACACACACCUACCUAAAGUACCUGCUGAUUUGAAGCAAGAAAGCAACCAACCUGCUGCCCUGUUACAGAAACCUGUUAUCAUAAAAAUAAUUUAAAAAGUUGUUUUGCAUGAUUAUACCAUGGAAUAAGAGAGAAGCCCUCGCCGUUUAGUUGGUUUGUGUCUGAAGCCUGGAAGAAUCAGAGAAGACGAUAAAAAUCUAAUGUAAAUGUUCACAAAUUAUGCAUGCAUGUUAUGACCAGCUUGGAACUUGGUAUUGGCUAUCUCUCUAGCCAGCUGUGGGGUGAUGGGGUGGGUGGGAAUGAGGGGGUUCUUUGUGCUCAGCUGAUUACUGCCAUGCACUGUACUGCACAUGUCCGCAAUGCCUCACAAGGACCGUUAACGCUUUUCAGGGCAUUUCUCCCCUCCCUCCCCUCCAAAUUAGAGAUUGGUUUGAAACCAGGUUGGUUUAGGAGGCAGCAUGAUUUUAGUAGAGAGCCAGUUAGCUGUAGUGGUUAAUGCAUGAGGCUAGAAACCAGAAGACCAUGAGUUCUAGUCCUGCCUUGGGUGCAAAGCCAGCUGGGUGAUCUUGGGCCAGUCCCUCUCUCUGAACCCCAGGAAGGAGGCCAUGGCAAACCACUUCUGAAAUCUUGCCAAGAAAACUGCAGGGACUUGUCAGGUAGUCGCCAGGAGUCAACACUGACUCGAAGGUGCACACCCACACAUGGUUUUAGUAUACUUAAUUUGAGGUAGGGUUGCAGGGUGGUAGAGGCAGAACUCCUGUGCAUUAAUAGCGGCCUUGGAAGGAGGACUCUGGCAGGAUCACUUUCUCCUUCAUGGUGCUGCAGAAGUAGGAGAAAAGGGGCCUGCUGACCAUUCCUUCCUCCUCCUCCUCCUCCCUGCCUGCCUGCCUUGUCUGGUUUGUCUUGUCCUGUGUCAACUAGUAAUGCUCCAGGGCAAGUCUGGCAGUGUGUGGCUCUUAGUCAGAAUCUGGUCUCUGCCUACCCACGGUGGUGGAGUUUGUGCUUUCCUUCAGUUUGAUUGGCAGCUUCUGCCCUCCUUCGGUGACACACCUCCAAGUGGCAGACUCAGACUGAUAGUUAAAUCUCAGCUCUUUCCCCUUCAAAAUGGGUGGCAGCAGAUAGGAGCACGGAUUGCAAGGGAGCCUAAGGCUGGGCCCUGCUCCCCAAGGCCAGGAUGCAUUCCCUGAGCCUUUCUGGAGAAGUGGGCCGUUUUCCUUGUGCUCUGACAUCCAACUGUUCUUGGCAAGGUGGCCUGAUGAAUUUAUGGAACAGCUAAGCAGGGCUCCACUCAGGGCCCAUGAAGGAGUAGUUACGAAUGGAUUAGGCAGUGUGAUAUCCCCCAAGUCUAAGAGAGCUUGACCAGCCAAGAGGAGGGAAGGGCUGGUAAUGGGAAGAGCAGAUUCUGUGUCCACUUUUUCCUGUGGAGUGCUCUGAACUUGGAUGGUGACUGGGGGGAAGUGGCUCUGGUGCAGUGUAGUCGUCAGUGUUUUUCUGAACAUGCCAGCUCUCAGCAAUAUUUACGUCUAAAGCAGGGGAGAAUCUUUGGGGUGAGGCUGGGGCCAGCUGGCCUUUUGCCACCGGUGCUGAUAGUCUGGUGAGGUCAGCUUCUUCCCCAGCAGUUACUGAGAUUCUUGACCCAGGUGAGGUGAGGCAAUCCUCAGAGUGUGAGGAGGAGGAGGAGAGGGAGGCUUGCAAAGUUCAUUCUGGCCUCUUCUGUCAUAAGCGACAAUAAUAGUGCUUAAUAAUAAAGGUCCUCAAACCUUUAGUUCCUGCAAAGACACAACAAGGCAGGAUGGAUAGACUGGCAGCCCUUUAUCUGAGAGAAGCAGCCGGCCUGCAGAUUGAUCAGCAAAUUAGAAGCUCUGGGCAGGUCCCAGCUUACUUUCUUGAAUAAUCAAUUGUUUCUGUUUGCCAAGAUGAAGAUCAAUGCUACUUUUUAGGAGUCUUUCUCCUCCUCCUCCACUCACCCCGCUUGUGUUUGGGGGAUGUGAGUUACCGGCAUCUGCCCUUGGAUAACUCCAAAUAAUGAAUUUCCUCCUUCCCCUCCUCCUCCUCAGAGGGGGAGACUAGCUGCAGUGUGACAUUGGAGC